Messenger RNA from Penicillium brevicompactum, 1278 nucleotides. RefSeq names its product glycoside hydrolase family 18 protein. Gene Ontology annotation, molecular function: chitin binding; chitinase activity. Lineage: Eukaryota; Fungi; Ascomycota; Eurotiomycetes; Eurotiales; Aspergillaceae. The coding region runs from base 1 to 1278 and encodes 425 amino acids. The record is from RefSeq and is a predicted model, not a curated record. Gene Ontology annotation, biological process: chitin catabolic process; carbohydrate metabolic process. Gene Ontology annotation, cellular component: extracellular region. The transcript has 6 exons.
AUGCUAUUCUCUAUUCCUUUGUACUUGUGCAUCGUGCAGCUCGCCAGUGCUCACAACCCUGCCUUGGGUGAUCCCAAUAUAACCCGAAUUGAGACCCGUGAUACUGACACCUUUCGCUCAGUGGCCUACUUUGUCAACUGGGGCAUUUAUGCUCGUAACUUCCAACCUCAGGAUAUUCCUGCUGAACAACUAACGCAUAUUCUUUAUGCAUUUGCUAAUGUUCAGGCUUCUGGUGACGUAGUUCUGUCUGACACCUGGGCAGACACAGACAAGCACUAUUCCACUGAUUCCUGGUCCGAUACCGGAAGCAAUAUAUACGGCUGUAUUAAGCAGCUUUUCCUACUGAAGAAGAAGAACCGAAAACUCAAAGUUCUUUUGUCGAUUGGAGGGUGGAGUUAUUCUUCCAACCUCAGAACAGCCUUCAAGACCCAGGCAGGACGGCAAAGGUUCGCUGAUAGUUCCACAGAACUGCUGAAAAACCUCGGCUUUGACGGUAUUGAUAUUGAUUUUGAAUACCCUGCGAAUGAUACCGAGGCAAGCCAGUUUGUUGAGACACUGAGCCGUCUUCGUGAGGCACUUGAUUCCUACAGCGCAGCCGAGGCUGAUAACUACCACUUUUUGAUCACCGCGGCAUCUCCAGCUGGCCCCGCAAAUUACAAAAAGGAGCAUCUCGCGAUGAUGGAUCAACAUCUUGACUUUUGGAAUCUGAUGGCUUACGAUUACGCAGGAAGCUGGGACGCCGUUGUUAGCCACGACGCCAACCUUUACUCGUCUGAUAGCAACCCAAAGAGCACCCCGUUCAACACAGACCAAGCGAUCGAGUACUACACCUCUCAUGGUGUGUCUUCCAACAAGAUUGUGAUGGGUAUGCCUCUCUACGGCAGGGCUUUCACUAACACCGCUGGUCCUGGUCAAUCCUACAAUGGCGUUGGUGUUGGUAGCUGGGACAAUGGUGUAUGGGACAAUAAAGCUCUACCCCAGCCCAGCUGCGCCGUGACAAAUUUAGAUCAGGAAGUUGCUAGCUACUGUUACAACUCUGAAUCGCGAUUGCUGGUCAGUUAUGAUACCCCUGAGAUCGCACGGAAAAAAGGAGAAUAUAUCAAAUCCAAGGGUCUUGCGGGUGGAAUGUGGUGGGAGCUCAGUGGCGACAAAUCGGGCAAUGACAGUCUUAUUGCCACGGUUGUCGAUACCAUAGGAGGCAUUGGGGUUUUGGACAAGAGCGAAAAUCAUCUUAGCUACCCUGCCUCCAAAUAUGACAAUUUGAAAGCCGGGCUUUAA